Messenger RNA from Closterium sp. Naga37s-1, 1614 nucleotides. The record is from the annotation of a GenBank genome assembly. NCBI's taxonomy places the organism in Eukaryota, Viridiplantae, Streptophyta, Zygnematophyceae, Desmidiales, Closteriaceae.
AUGGCGCACGCGUUUAGUACGAACCACACCGCGCUCACGUCGGAAGCCGUCGCUAAAAUUGCGCACCGCCGAACAUCGUCGAUCACUACCCCCCCUCUCUCCUCCUCCUCCCUUCCCCCGUUCAGCUCCAAAUCCUUAGCUCCUGCCACCUUGCGACGGUCACAACAACACCCCUCUCCAGCCAUCCGCUCGUCUCUCACCAAUGGCGCCGCCCGCCGCGCGGGGUCGAUGGACGAGUCCAGCCCGUUCGCGCCCUUCUUCCAGCACGUUUUCCAAUCGGACGUCUCCACCCGUCCGAUGAUGGUCCCGGAUUCGUUCGAGACCGUUCCGAACGUCCAGGACGAGCUUUGGUAUACCAUCCGGGAAGAGGCUCGGCAGGAUUCCGAGGCUGAGCCUGCGUUGGCCUCGUACCUCUACUCCACGGUGCUAGCGCACCGUUCCCUGGAGCGAUCCAUGGCGUUUCACCUGGCGAAUAAGCUCCAAUCGCCGACUCUGUUAAGCACGCAGCUCUGCUCGCUCUUCACCGACGUGAUGCUUCGAUCGCCUGAAGUUCAGGAGGCGCUGCGCGCCGAUCUGCGUGCCAUCUACACCCGUGACCCCGCGUGCCGGAGUUACUCUCACGCGAUGCUGAAUUUCAAGGGUUAUCAGGCGCUGCAGGCGCAUCGGAUCGCGCAUCGGCUGUGGCUGGAGGACCGUCAGGGAUUGGCCAUGGCGCUUCAAAGUCGCGUGUCGGAGGUGUUCCACGUGGAUAUUCAUCCGGCUGCGAGAAUCGGGAAUGGAGUGCUAUUUGAUCACGCGACGGGGCUGGUGGUUGGCGAAACGGCGACGAUUGGUAACAAUGUUUCCAUUCUGCAUCAUGUGACGCUGGGAGGGACGGGGAAGAGCACGGGCGACAGGCAUCCCAAGGUCGGCGACGGCGUUCUGAUUGGCGCUGGCGCGACGCUGCUUGGACCAAUCAGGAUUGGGGAGGGAGCGAAAGUAGGAGCAGGGUCAGUGGUGCUGCUGGAUGUGCCGCCGCGUGCGACGGUUGUGGGGAUUCCAGGGAGGCUGGUUGGCGGGAAAGAGAAACCUGCCAUGUCUACAGUGAACCCUACGUCAGAAACGCGAGGCGACAUGAUCAAGGCCGUGCUGAUCAUCAACAAUCAAGGGAAGGCUCGUUUCGCACGCUUCUACGCGAACAUCAGCGGGGAGAGGCAGCAACAUAUAAUCCGGCACUCGUUUGAAGCUGUGGCCUCUCGCCCACCCACUUGGUCUAAUAUCAUUGAGGACUCCAGCAGGUUCGGCAAGAACAUCAAGCUGGUGUACCGCACGUUCGCUACGCUCUACUUCAUCUUCCUCAUUGACAGAGCCGAGAACGAGCUGGCUGUGCUGGACCUUAUCCAUGUGUUUGUGGAGUCGUUGGAUCGCUGCUACAAGAACGUGUGUGAGCUGGACAUAGUCUUCAACUUCACCAAGGUGCAUCAGAUUCUGAACGAGAUUGUGAUUGGAGGGCAGGUGCUAGAGGUGACAGUGGAUGAGGUGCAUCGAGCCGUGCAGGAGAUAGAGAGGCUUGAGCGGAAGCCAGACACGCCAGCAACACAGCUGCGGCCCAGGGGCGCUCCUCUGCUCUCCUGA